Messenger RNA from Anas platyrhynchos (mallard), 7175 nucleotides. The record is from RefSeq and is a predicted model, not a curated record. Lineage: Eukaryota; Metazoa; Chordata; Aves; Anseriformes; Anatidae.
UUAAGAGAGUUGUGUGAGCGGGGGGGAGAGGAGGGGUAGCUUUUCUGGCGUUUGGGGGUGGAAGGGGUCUGUUCCAUGUCCUAAGCCCCUUCCGCAGAACUUAGUUUUGCUGUCAAACUCGCCCCGCUUUUCCCUCAUCUGUGUUUUUGGGUUUGUUUCAGAGAAUGCUUUAAAAAAAUACAUGGAAAAUGGGGAUAAGGUAAGAUGUGCUAGCCUUGAGGAGCUGUAACACGUGAUGCUGAUUUCUGUAUAAAGGUGAUGAUUACACUGCUGGUAAAAUGCGUGUUUUACCCCCAAUGCUGCAACCUAACUUUUCCGUAGGGAAGGCUGGUGAGGAAAUGCAGUGAGCAGUGCACUUGUCUCAGACGCUUGUUUCUGUUGCACGCUAUGUGUCUGGUAGGUCAGCAGCUAGAUUUUUCACCUGUUUGGCAGUUAAUGUUACAAAAGGCACUUAUCUUUCUUAAUGCAUUUAUUAUUGUUAUUAUUAAAUGUUGUAAUUGUCAGGAAGGCUACAGCCUCUAGCUUUUCUAGAGGGUCUAGAGAAUGCACUAACAAUGCAGAACAAUCCUUUAGUUGCAAAUUUGGAAACACUGAAUUUUCAACUUGUAGGUGGUUUGUUUUGAAUUACAUUAAUGAGCCAUAGGAAAAGAAGGCAGGAUAUGAAUUUUUCAUUUAUUCCCAUGCAUCAUAGCAGGGUCUGCUAUGUGAGUGAGGGAACUGAGAGAUCUUUAUACAGCCCUUUUUGAAGACCUCCACUGUUGGAGGUAGGACAGUUCCCCCACAACUUACUUGAAAGCUUAUUAAGAAAAAUUGUGUAAAUAUAAGGAUAGUGUACUUAAAUCCUCUCUCCAAUAACUUGAAUUUCUAGUCACAUCUAUAAAUGACUUUGGGAAUUACUUUAUUUUUGUUUUCAGCUGACUUCUAUGUUUGUUUGGUGUUUGUUUUGCUUUUAAUCAGGUGUCAUCUUUAACUUAAACACUUCCAGUUAUUUUAAAGUUUUAUAUUACGCAUUUAAGCUCUGAUCAUUCUCGAUCCUGUUCUCUGGACUCAUUCCAAUUAGUUUAUGUGCUUGACUCAGUUUGAAGGGCAGUACUCAAAACAGGAUAGCGUACUUCAGCUGAAUUCUAAGCAGUAGCAUGGGAGACUUUAUGUGCCAUUCAAGCUUUAUUUAUGUUUAUACAGCCUGGUAUAAUAGCAUGUUACUGGUAUAUCCAGCUUCUGUUCCAACAUAGUCUCCAAGUCUCUUCUGUUCAACUGUUACCUACUAAGUUGUUCCCCUUCCAGUUGAUUAUUAUUUGUAAAUAGAAAAUCUUGUGUUUCCUUUCCUUAAAGUGCACUUCCUGGUUUUUGUUUUCUUUUUCCCUGAACCUUCUCUGAUUAGUAAAGGCAAGAUUAAAAUUCAUAAUUUUUUUCCAUUGUGUUUUCAGCUUGUUGCUGUCAUCUGGAAGGCUGAUAAACAUAAUACAUAUUUAAGUAAUACUUGACAUAAGAAGGUCUUCUGUGAACCUUCAGUGGCCUACAUCUUCAUCCUAUUUUUCUGCAUGACCUUGCAGCCGAGAUGAAAAGUAGUGUCAAUUUAGUAUUAAAUCGGGCCCAGUCCAUAAAUUAAAUCUAUAUCUAUUAAAUCUCAUCUGUAACUAGGAUGAGCCCAUGUACUUCCAGGGCUGGCAGAAGAGAGUAUUCCAAGCUUGUCUUUUGUUCUUUGAUCUUUAGCAGCUGUGUGUUUAUUCCUUAGAUGUGCAAGGCACAGAUCACCCUGAAAUAGAUACAGAGAAAUGUCCUUAUUAAAGAAGAUUUGGAAAUAUAUUUGGGCCACGCAGUAACAUCCAUCUUAACACCUUUCUCCUCCUUUUGUAUUGCCUAAGUUUCCCUCGCUUUAGCCUUCAGUCUUUCAUUGGCAGAAGACCACAGUAAGAAGCUCUGCUCUGCUUUUGACAUCCUGUACUACAGAACACUUCUCCUCAUUCAUCAGAUAGAAUCUUUAAUACAUCUAUAAGCUAAAUACAAAAUCCCUUGUGUAAUAUGCCACAGCUGUCUCUCACUUUGGACUUUUUUCUUUGCAUGUCACUGUACUGCUUGAGUACUUUCCUGAUGUGUAAAUUAGAUCUGUAUGACAGCACGUUAGCUAAAAUUCAUCAGUCUUUACAGUUCUUUCUCAGGAGGUUUUCUUUCCCUGCUAAUGGAGGCUGCCUUGAACCACAGCUGUACAGGAAUUUCCAGCACAGCAAAGAAAUAUGCUGCUUUUCUCAGCCUACCUGUCUGUAGCUUCACUGCAGCAAAUGCUUUCUAGUUUGUGCUGCUACAUACUCACUGCAACCUCCCUACCUUCACGUGAUGUAACAACUGGGAGGAAAAAGGGUUCUCCUAAGAGUGUUGUGUGGUGUCAUUCAUUCAAAAGACUGGAACUGAAUAGCUGUUAAAAUUCUGUAGGAAGAGAAUAGGAAAGGAAAAGUUGACUUUCUCAUCUGCUCCACAGUAUUGUCAAGUUCUAUCAAAGGAGUGAGAUUACAUAAUUCCUCAGUGCAAUGACAACCGCAUCAAAGGCAUACAUCCAAGCAUUAUUAAUAAGGCCACAAUUAUAUAGGGUCAUAUCUAUGAGGGAUGGAAGGAUCCUAUCGGAUGACCAGGUUUCUUUCUAUUAAGUGUAAGAAAAAACUUGAUUUACCAGAUAUUUUCAGUCUUCUGUGCACAUCUUGAAUCUCAUCAUAACUUGCUUUCCACUGCAGUAGGCUUUUAUUCUUUGGAAUUACAUUAAAUGGACUUUUCAGGUAUUUCUGAAUUCUUAAAAACUAGGGUACUGCCUCUUUGGGAAGAAGCAGUGCUUUUAGAGACACUGAAAAAAUGUUUUAUUUUUUUUAUUCUGCUGGUAUAUAGAAAGAAUGCAUGAUUUGUGACUUGUAUCAAAAUACCAUUUUUGAGUUUGUAGUAGCAAAAUUAUAGUCAGAAAAAAUGUAUUCUGCAACAGAGUUGUCAGGUGUUCUAGCUAUUAUGCUACUGCUUUAAAGUUUGCUCCCUACAUCACUUUCCCUUUCUAUAUUUACCUAUUACAAAGGUAAUAAUGGUAAGGUAUUUUCAUGCUGUUAUUCAUACUACUCUUGUGGACUGAAAUAUGUCAUCUGCCUUAGAUGCUGCAAUUUAGGAUGGAUGUGACCAAUUGAAAUUAGUCCAGAGACGAUUAAAAAGACCAAUCCUGUCUUUUAAAAAAAGGACCUGUGGGAUUUAAGAAUAUCUCUCCUCUAAGAAAAUUUGCUGCUUCUACAGCCUUCCAUCUUAGUGGGCAAUUGAUGAUUUCACUUGAAAUACUUAUCUGAAGAAAUUAACAGUAGGCAAGGUGUAAUUGCUUUUUAAAAAUGUUAAAAGUACAGCAGUGUGUAACAGCUAACAGGAUACCCAAGAAAAAGCCAUAUAUUUGUGACACUUGCUAUAAACAGUUUGAAACUCCAUCAAAAUUAGCUAGGCAUUAUCUGAUACAUACUGGUCAAAAACCAUUUGAAUGUCACGUGUGCCAUAAAACGUUUAGGCAGUUAGUCCAUCUGGACAGGCAUCAAUUAACCCAUAAUUUGCCUUUUAAGUGUAUUGUUUGUCAUAGGAACUUCAAAAACUUAAUUACUUUCUUGAAGCAUCAGCAGCUUCACAAUGCAGAUUAUCAGAAUGAUAUCAAGCAAGCAGAAAAAUCUGUGGAUUCUGAGCAAGACAGGGUCGUUUGUGGCAUAUUUCGAUGUUCUGUGUGCUGGAAGUCUUUUACAACUGAAGAGAGGUGGAUGCUGCAUCAGUGCCUCAAGGCAGAUCAUCUACAUGGUACCAGAAGGAGAAAGAAAACUCAUGCUUGUGAAUCGUGUAACAAGACAUUUCCUUCAAGAUCUAAGCUAGAAAGACACUUCCUUAUUCACACUGGCCAGAAACCUUUUAAGUGUUCUUCAUGUGGUAAAUCUUUCAGACAGUCAACCCAUUUGAAAAUCCAUCAACUCACACACACGGAAGAAAGGCCUUUUCAGUGCUGCUUUUGUCAGAAGGGGUUUAAAAUACAGAGCAAGCUCAUGAAGCACAAACAGCUCCAUGUCAGAAAUAAGAAUGUGCCCAAUAUCAUAUACAAAGGAAAGACUCACAAAUAUCUCAGACCGCAGAAACUGUUGGAAGGAAAGAUGGAUAGUUUUGAGAAUGACCCUUACAAGUCCCAGGAGAAUGACCCACGUGAUGUUCGUUCAAUUUAUAUUGUACCCUUUCAGUGCCCAAUGUGCAAACAGUGUUUUGAAACAGAGCAGGUUCUAAACUUGCACAGAUGUUACCUGAGAGAUGGCAAAAGUUCAAAUAACUGCACAACAGCUUUCAGCCACGCAGUCAGCAUGAAAAAUAGGAUCCUGAUGAAGCUGAAGCAUACUGGAGGAAAGGCAUCAGAUUUUUCUGUGACUGGCAGAAAAAAAAUGAAAUCAGGUUACUUUAAAAGUCCUGACCUGGUUGCAGUUAGAAAUCAGCGUUCUGAUAAGAAUGCUUCCACUAAAUUUUUCAAGGACUGCUGUAGCAAGCUUGACAUGCACAAAGCAGUUAGUAAUCGGACAAAAAGAAUAUUUGCCAUGCCAUUAUCUUGGCAAGAGCAUCUACAACCUCUCGAAGUAGGAAUUAAUUUAAAAGGUAUGCUUACCAGUGAGCGCAUGUUAAACAUCGAUGAUUCAGUGCAUAAUAAGGAUGAUGCUUUUUAUGGUUCAUCAGAUGAUGGCUUCUUUGAUAACCCAGAAGUACUUCACUGUGCUUUUUCAGCUCCUACUAAAAAUAUACAUAGCAGACACAAAGUGUGUAAAUGUGACAGAUGUGAAAAAAUCUUUCCAUCUUCAUCCAAACUUCAAAGACAUUAUCUUAUACAUACGGGACAGAAGCCCUUUGGCUGUAAUGUUUGUGGGAAGACAUUUAGACAGUCAGCUCACUUAAAAAGACAUCAGCUCACCCAUACUGAAAAGAACCCCUAUAAAAGCUCUGUUUGCCAGGUAGAAUUUGAAAAUCUGAACAAACUUUUCAAUCAUCAGGGAGAUCACAUUGAAUUUAAGUCUUCUCAGCCUGUGGGUUAUUCGGGUUAUUCUCAAACACCUUCACAGGCAGCUGGCUUUCAAGAUUUUGAGCUGAUUCAGUCAAACCAAGCAGCUGAAAUCAAAGUUGAAAUUGAGUCAGGGGACUUUGUUCUUGACACCAGUAGGAGAAACACACAGCCGUAUUUGUGUAGUAAAUUGUUGGAAACAGAGCAAAGCUGCUACAGUUAUUGGCAUGAUUUUUCUGACGGGACUGAAAAAAGUGAUGUUAAGAAAGUGUAUCAGUGCAGUAUCUGCUUUAAAACUUUCAAAUCACCUUCUAAGCUUGAAAGACAUUACCUAAUGCAUGCUGGACAGAAGCCAUUUGAAUGUUCAGUUUGUGGUAAAAAUUUCAGACAGUCCCCACAUUUGAAGAGACAUCACCUUACUCACUUUAAAGAAAGAUUAAAGCUGAGUUCCACUGAGCAACAACAAGGGAAUGUAUUGUUUUCAUUGAAACUGGAUACCGUCCCAUGAAACUAUAAACUAACAUUUUUGUUUGCAUAAUUAUUAAAAGGCUUAUAUUACAUUGAAUAAUUGACUGAAAAGGAUUAUCUUUUUAUGUUAUGGAGAAGACCUGAUAAAGAGUUAAUUUGCUGUCUUCAGAACUGUGUACUUGAUUAUAAUAUGUGAUGACAGUGAGAUAAUGGUAAAAAAAAAAAAAAAAAAAAAAGCAAAAAAGCAAUAAAAAGGUACUUUGCAUUUCUUUUCUUUAAAUGUAUUUAUAAAUAAACAUUCUUAGAGUAUUGAUGGUGUUGCAGCAAUCUGCAGAGCUCCCUACCUUUUCCUGUGUAGUAUUAUUAUGACACUGCCCAACAAUAAUGAUCCAAAAGUAACGAUAAAAAGGUAAUUUCCAGAAUGCAGGAAAUGGUCCUUUUACUUUCUUCUGGCUUCCUGUACAUUGCAAACAAAUAUGCAAGUGUUGCAUAUGUUUGCUGUAUUUAGUUAAUGCUUUAAAAGCAAGCAAACAAAAAAAACCUGUUACAUUUAGAUGAAGAAGAUGCAAAAAAAGAACAAAGUUGAGGAAGUGGGGAAGAAUGUUUAAUAAAAAAACUUGAACAGCAUUAUAGAACAGUUAAUAAAGAGAAAAAUGAACUGGAUAUUUGCAAUAUGCUUGGAAAUCUGUGGGUGAGGAAUUACAUUUUUACCUUAUUUAUGGUAAAAUAUGAUUAGACUGCUAAAGUAGCAGGGCUGAUAAUCAUUUAAUCCCUUUUAUCACUUCGUUUCUACUUCUUGCAACAUCUUGCUUUUCCAAGUUUUCUCUCUUUUUUUUUUUUUUGCCAAUUCAUGCUAUACUGAAUUUUCUACACGAAAAGAGGGCAAGAAAUUAUAAUGAAUAUUACACAUACAGUUGCUAUCUGUUCCUUCUGACGUGUAUUGCACCAGUAAAGAGUGUUCUCUUAAGUUGUGACAAUAGCUCAGACAACCAGUUUUGUUGGGAAGUCAUGUUCUUGUUACAUUAAAUAUUAGAGACUGAAAAUGACUUAGCUCAAAUUAAGUAUUUCUGGUUUUGUGUUAAUAGAGUCUGUAGUUUUACUUCUGGUAAGUAGAGAGCUUUGCCCAUUGUGCCUGUGGGGCUGGCAAAAAGUGUAAGUGCAGUGGAGCUUUAUUCAUCAAGAACAAGAAUGAAAUUUGUUUUUCUCUAAAGAAACUACCUUUUACUAUAUUUUCCUUUGUUACACAAUUUCUGAAUAUUUGAAACAUGAAAUUUUUUAUUCUAUAUCUAAAUUAAUAUAACUGUAAAAUACAUUCUUUUCACUAUUUAAAUAGAUAUGUAUUUAUUUAAGUAAACUUUUUUUUUUUAUUAUUAUUAUUUCUUGAAGCAAUUUAUGUAGGUCUUGCUGUGGCAUAAGCUUUAUAGUAUUUGGUAUAAAUGAAGGAGUUCUUAUUUUAGUUUUGUGUAUUAUUCUUUCCUAUUUUGAGAGAGAAUACAGCUAAGGAAGAUUCAGUUACUAUGAUUUUUGUAUGACAGGCUAAUUCAGUAUCUUAAGAAUGACAAUAUAUUGAGAUUUUUUUUCUCCCCAUGUGAAUUGUUUCAUAUUGAAAGAGAAUACUGUAUAAGAUGCUUUGAAAGUGUAUUGUAGAGCUCUUGUAAUAAACUAUUUUAUUUAUAUUGCA